Molecule: messenger RNA, 5196 nt
Organism: Lucilia cuprina (Australian sheep blowfly)
Lineage: Eukaryota; Metazoa; Arthropoda; Insecta; Diptera; Calliphoridae
Gene: Blm
Product: Bloom syndrome protein homolog
Exons: 10
Coding region: 241-5025 (1594 amino acids)
Biological process (GO): double-strand break repair via homologous recombination; DNA replication
Cellular component (GO): chromosome; cytoplasm; nucleus
Molecular function (GO): ATP binding; four-way junction helicase activity; 3'-5' DNA helicase activity
Source: RefSeq, a predicted model, not a curated record
AAAUUAAAAUAAAUGGAAACACCUCCAAGAGGUUUACGCAAAUGUAGUAGAUUUGAAGCCAGUGAAAACAUAGCAUAAGCUCUUUAACAUGUUCGAAAAAUAUUCAAAAAUUUAGAUCCUGUUCUGCACUUCGAUUGCGUUUUCGCAUUAAGUUUAGCUACGAUGGAAAAUUGGUAUUCCGAGAAACAACGGAAUCGUAAGUAAGCAAGUAUAAAUGUAUAGUCGGGCAUAGCCGACCACAUGUUAAAAAUGUUAAAGUUAGAAACUCUGAAAAUUAGCAGAAAAAUGUCAAAGAAAAUAACAUCAUCACAGAGAUCUGGAACAACCAAAACAAAGCAAAUGUCUUUGAGUUCAUUUUUGGGUUGUAGUCAAAAUAAAAAAGAUACUGCACUAGCAGCAGCAAGAAAACCUAUGAAUCCUAUUUAUUUAGACUCUGAUACAGAUGAAGAACAGGAAGAUGAUGCGAAAAGUACCACUAGUUCACAGAAAUCCAAAGAACUUCCAGCCAAAAAGGAAAACAAUAAUAACAAUAUAUUAAUUAAAAAAUAUGUUUUUGAAGAUGUUGAUAAAUCACCUUUAGCGCCUAUAAAAACUAAAACCAAUAUUGGCACAGACUUAAAACAGGACACGUUAUCCAGUUCAAUACUUAACUCCCCUAUGAAAAUUAAUUUUGAUGACAUCGAAAAUACCUAUCAAACGUCUAUGAAAUCUCUUAAUGAAAGUAUAGAAAAAAUGACUAGAGAGCGCAAUAAAUUUACGCUUACACCAAUUAAAAAUUCUUCCUCAACAGCAGCAUCAACUGAAUCGUCUAAAGUCUUAAAUAUAUCAUGUGAAGAUGAUCAAGACGAUAGUUUUGAUGAUCUGGUCAAUCAAACUAAUCGAUACAAAAACAAUAACCCUAUCUCAGCUGCCACUAAUAGAACUGUAAUUGAUUUAAAUAGUAAAUUUGGUAAAACAAAUGAUGAUUACUCACCGAAGGAUGAAGAAGAGAAGUCACUGAAAUUAACACAAUUAACACCGCCCACAAAAAUUGAGAUGAAACCAAAUAGAUCCACAAUACAGCUAGAACCUGAGCCCGUUUUUGAUAUCGAUGAUAUGGAGGAAGAGGAAAGGCAAAUAAAAGCCGAACAAAAUGAAAUGAAGAAAUGGAAUAAGCCUGCCACUAUCGAAAGCAACAAUAAACAAAAUUUGGUGAAUGCCUCGGAAUCUGCAGCAACAAAAACAAAAACCACAACAGAUGAUAAUUUGAGCUGCUCUAAAAAAGUGGAAAAACCCAAUAUAAAUAUAGUUUUUGAAAGUGGCCUUAAUGAUUAUUUAUGUGAUUUAAUGCAAAGUCAUCAUUUCAAAACGGGCGUUAACGAAGAAAAUAUUCAUGUACUCAAAUCAAGCUUAUCGUUUUUCAAAACGAAAUACUCCGAAUUGAUGGAAAAAUAUUGCAAUAUAAUUGAUCAAAUACCAGCCGAUUAUUUUAAUUCUAUUGGAGGCUUUGAGCCGGGUACAUUUCUGAAAUUAAAAAUAAUACGACAAAAAUUCAAAGCUAAAACUAAACUACUUAAUACUACAUUGGAAAAAAAGGAGCAUCAACAAAGCACAUAUUUAAAUAUAGAUGAUGUAGAGACAGAGGAUGAAGAUGAAAAGUCACACAAUUUAAAACAAUUAAUACCUCCCACAAAAAUUGAGGUAAAACCAAAUAGACCCACAAUACAACUGGAACCUGAACCCGAUUUUGAUAUCGAUGAUAUGGAAGAAGAGGAAAGACAAAUAAAAGCCGAACAAAAUAUAAUAAACAAAUGUAAUAAGCCUACCACCAGCGGAAGCAACUAUUGUAAUGGAGCACCUGAGGAUGAAGAUGAUUUAAUAGAAAUAAAGCCCAGCAAUAGCAAAGAAAAAAUCUCUACAGUUAAUGUAGAAAAAAUGUCAGAGUUAACGCGUUUUAGGGAAGAAUUAGUACAUGAUCUAUGUGAAGAUGAGGAGGAGGAAGAUGAGGAACAAACUUAUUUAAAAGAAACCAUAUGUUUGGAUGACUAUGACGAUGACGUUAAAAACUAUAACAAUACAAAAUCAACUAAUGGAGAUAAUUUGGGAGCAGAUAUUGAAGAAGAUGAUUGCGAAUUGGAUGAUUUAUUAAAUGAUAUUAAAGAACAAGAUAAUGAGCUAAAGGGACGUCAAUCCCUGUUCAAUGGUUAUGCCUAUAGAGAUUUUGAUGAGGAUAAACAGCCGAUUAAGGAACAGCCACCAGCACAACGUAUCACAUUUCCGGUGGAAACUAAUCAAAAAGCUAAAACACCUGAAAUUGAUGAAGAUGGAUUUCCAAUAUAUGAUCCGGAACAAUUUGAAUUGGCCUAUUCACAAGCAGCGGCAAAAUAUUCUUCCAACUAUAAUAAACCGUCAAUCAGCACCUCUGCUACCACCACUAUAACUAUAGAUGAUGAUGAAGAUUUCGAUAAUCGACCCAGUACUAGCCACCGUUCAUCUUUAGCAAAUGAUUUGCUAAAAACGCCCACAACAAAAACGGAUAUACGGCCGACUUUAACAAAAUCUGCUCAAAAAAUAGCUGGUAAUUUUCAUUCGAAUGUUCAUAAUGAUGGUAUAACCGGUGAAUUUGAUGGUUGUAAUUAUCCACAUUCAGAGCGUAUGAUGCAAGCUUUACGCUUUAAUUUUGGUCUUAAAAGUUUUCGUCCCAAUCAAUUGCAGGUGAUAAAUGCUGCUCUAUUGGGAUAUGAUUGUUUUGUUCUAAUGCCAACGGGUGGUGGCAAAUCAUUGUGUUAUCAAUUACCCGCCAUACUUACAGAGGGAGUUACAAUUGUUAUAAGUCCUUUAAAAUCUCUUAUUUCCGAUCAAGUAAAUAAAUUGUCUUCACUGGAUAUCUAUGCCAAAAACUUUUCUGGUGAUCAAUCUAUACAGGAACAACGUGCUAUAUACUGUGAUUUAGAGACCACACCGCCACGGAUAAAAAUUUUAUAUGUGACGCCUGAAAAGAUAUCAAGUUCGGCUAAAUUUCAAGAUCUUUUAGAUACUUUAUAUAAGAACAACUCUAUUAGUCGUUUUGUCAUAGACGAGGCUCAUUGUGUAUCACAGUGGGGUCAUGAUUUUCGUCCCGACUACAAACGUUUGGGCAUAUUAAGAAAACGUUUCCCAAAAGUCAAUACCAUGGCUUUGACCGCAACUGCUACGCCACGUGUAAGACUGGAUAUAUUAAAACAGUUAAACUUAACAAAACCCAAAUGGUUUUUAUCUAGUUUUAAUCGCAGCAAUCUCAAAUACACGGUACUGCCGAAAAAAGGCGCUGCCACAUUGGAAGAUAUCAAAACAUUUAUACGUUCUCGUCCUUCUACCGAUAGCGGUAUUAUUUAUUGUUUAUCACGCAAAGAAUGUGAUGAUGUAGCGAAAGGUAUGUGUUCGGCGGGCAUAAGAGCAUGUGCUUAUCAUGCUGGCCUAAGUGAUAGUGUACGAGAGUCCCGACAAAAGGAUUGGAUAACUAAUAAAGUACGUGUAAUAUGUGCUACCAUAGCAUUUGGUAUGGGCAUUGAUAAACCUGAUGUACGUUUUGUUUUACAUUAUUCGUUGCCCAAGUCUAUAGAGGGCUAUUAUCAAGAGGCCGGUCGUGCUGGACGCGAUGGUGAAUUAGCCCAUUGUAUUUUGUACUAUAACUAUGGUGAUAUGUUACGUUAUCGCAAAAUGAUGGAUAUGGACAAAUCUGUAAACUAUGAUGUUAAAAGAAUUCAUGUGGAAAAUUUAAAUCGUAUUGUGGGUUAUUGUGAAAAUGUUGCCGAUUGUCGUCGAGCUCAGCAGUUGGAUUAUUUCGGUGAACAUUUUACUCGUGAGGAUUGUUUGAAAACUAAAGAAACUGCUUGUGAUAAUUGUUUAAAGCAGAAACGUUAUCAGAAAAUUGAUGCUUUGGAACAUUGUCGAAAGAUUGUGCGCUGUGUAAAGGACUUAUGUAGUGGGCGUUCUCGAUUUACUCUACUGCAUAUUGCUGAUGUUCUUAAAGGUUCAAAUAUAAAGAAAAUCAUCGAUAAUGGUCACAAUAAAACACCUCAUCAUGGUAUUCUUAAAGAUUGGGAUAAAGCCGAUAUUCAAAGGCUAUUACGCAUAAUGGUAACACAGGAAUAUUUACGUGAAGAUCUUAUUUUUGCCAAUGAUAUACCGCAGGCGUAUAUCUAUUUAGGAGCUAAAGUUGAAAUAAUAAUGAAAGAAAAACUCACUAUGGAAUUCCCAUUGACGCGCAAAGAAGGUAAAGCUCAGGCCCUUAGUCUUAGUAAUGAAAUGGUCGAGAGUGAGAAUAAAGCAUCAUCGAAAAGUAGUCAACAACUUAAAGAUAUCUAUGAACGUUGUUAUUCCGAUCUACUUGAUCUUUGUCGUACAAUUGCGGCUGCACGAAAUGUUACUAUGGCUAGUAUUAUGAACAUACAGGCGAUUAAGGCUAUGGCAGAGCUACUGCCCGAAACUGAAGCGGAUAUGUGUUCAAUACCUCAUGUAACAAAGGCAAAUUUCGAUAAAUAUGGUGAAAAGUUAUUAGAAAUAACAAGGAAUUAUGCUGCCGAAAAAUUAUGUCUGCUAAUGGAUCUGGAGGAGUUGGAGGAAGUAGAAAAGGAAAAGGCGCCGUCCAAAAGUUCAACACUAAAACGUGUACGUGCGGAUAGUAGCGAUGACAUGGAAGAUGAUGAUGGUGAAGAUUGGGGUAGAGCUGCGGCUUCACAAGGUAGUUCUAAUGCAAGUGGUAGUGGUAGUUAUCGUGGCGGUAAGAGAAAACGCAGUUGGCGAGGUGGAGGCGCCAAGAAAUAUCGUAAAUCUGGAGGUGCGGCAGCUUCUUCAUCGUGGGGUGCAGCCGCAACAUCUUCCCCUAGACGUAAGUAUACCAGCAAAAAGAGUUUUGGUUCGCCAGGACGUAAGAAAGCAGCGCGUGGUGGUCGGGGAGCAUCAAGUGCUGCAGCACGUAAUAGUGGCGGUGGUGGCACAUGGAUUGCAAAGAGAACAGGUACAAGUGGCGGUUUUCAAUUGAUGCCUUUACCAACAUCAAAAUAGUUUGUUAAUUAUUUUUUUAUUAAAGUGUUUUUUAAUACUUUUCGUUACUAUACAUAUAAAUUCAUAUAGUUUUUUGUAUUUUAUCACUUAAUUAGAUUUCUUAAGAGCAUUAAUAAGCAUUUAUAAAAAUAGCCGUUAAUUUAAUAAAUAAAUUUUUUUUUUUUAAUUUAA